Messenger RNA from Pocillopora meandrina, 3709 nucleotides. The record is from the annotation of a GenBank genome assembly. NCBI's taxonomy places the organism in Eukaryota, Metazoa, Cnidaria, Anthozoa, Scleractinia, Pocilloporidae.
AUGGCGAUCAAAAAUUUCACAGCCGAAAAAGAUAGACCAUGGUAUGAAAAUCGGUACUGCUCUGUAGAUGUUUCUGGCUCGAUACACUUCCAGUUAACGUGUUUUUCGGUGGUCAACAUAUUUUUAUCCGUUUCGGCUCUUCUAGGGAAUAGCAUGAUCUUGGUUUCUCUUCAAAAGGUAUUUUGCUUUCAUCCGCCAUCUAAAGUCCUAUUACGUUGUCUGGCAAUAACAGAUCUUUGUGUUGGUAUGAUAGCGCAGCCUCUCUUUGUGACCUACUUGUUAUCUGCAGUGAAUGAACACUGGGACACUUGUCAAUAUGCUUCUGCUGCUAUAACUGUAGCUGGGUACACGUUAAGCGGAGUAUCUUUGUUGACGCUGACUGCAAUAACCACGGACAGGCUUCUCGCGUUGCUUUUGGGCUUGAGAUACAGACAAGUUGUAACGCUGAAAAGAACAUAUCUUAUUGUAACUAUAUUUUGUCUCGUGUCCUUUUUCGUCGGAGCAACCUACUUUUGGAAUUCAGUCUUGACAUUAUGGGCCAGCUCCACAACCGCAUUAUUAUGUCUGGUACUCUCGGGCACCUUUUACUCGAAAAUAUUCCUUGCACUCCGACAUCAUCGAACUCAAGUGGAACAAACUGCUCGUCAAUCGAGCUUAACAAUCCCACAGAACGUAGUUAAGUAUCGGAAGACCCUGUCUGGUAUAAUUUGGGUGCAGUUGACUUUAACAGUUUGCUAUAUACCGUACGUGGUGUGGGCAACCUUCUUCCUAAAGGAUGAGAAGCUAUCUCCAUCUGUCGUCUUGAGCAAAUAUUUUUCACUAACUCUGGUUUUCUUAAACUCGACACUAAACCCAUUUCUUUAUUGUUGGAAGUUAAGGGAUGUGCGACAGGCUGUGAAGGAAACAAUCAGGCAGAAUUUUUGCUGUUAGUUGCUUAUCUGCCUGAAGAAUUUUCAUAAAAUAAUGUAGGUUUUGUGUCUGCCAAGAACUUUCGAAGUGUCCAUUAAUUAUUGCUUUAGUGCAAGGUAUUGGAACACAGACUCAGGUAACUUGUGAAUUUUAUUUUGCGAUAAAGCAUAGUACUAUCAAUCAUUUUAACUCGCGUGCUAUCAGUCAACUCCAGUUGAUUGACGGAUGUGCACGACACAGCAUCGCCCGAAACAAAGAAUUUUUUAGUUCUUGUUCUAAAGAUAAAAAUUGUCACUUGCUGCAACGGCUCCUAAGUUAAUAUCGAGAAAAUAAUUCUUUCUGUAUUAAAAACUGUGAAAUAAUUUAUUUUCUAACAAAAUGUUAUUGGCUGAUGCGAAGAAGUUAACCGAUAUGUUCUGUAUUACGCGCCACCUGCUUCCUUUCGACAAUCUUCUUUAGUUAGCUCUUGAAGUGUACGUUCGUUAAAAAAAUUUAGUCGCAGCAAAAAACAAAAGCUGUUCCCAGGUUCGUCUAUUCUAUCUUUAUCUCCACUAUCUCCACUAUAUUCAUUCAUUAUUGUGUGCGAACAUUUAGUUGCAAGCAUUUUCUGUCGGAGAAGUGUACUGGUAGGUUCCAGAGCAGCAAAGUACAAGAUGAUUGUUACCUUACCUAAACAAAUGCUAAACUGAACGUUUGAUGAGACUCAGUCCGUACUCUACUUUCCUUUCAUUUCCCAAGGUCGUGAUGAAAGAUCUCGUAACACAGAAUUUCUUUAGAGUGACUAGAAUCUCUUUUUUGAUCCACUAAAACCUUUAAAUCAAACAUUCAGGUCACUAGAGUAAAGGAAACUACCGCCAACGAAAGAAGCUCUUCAGUGUUUGUUGAACUCCUUGUCAGCCCUUUGGGAAAACUCUUGAAAACAUUGUGGAGCAAUUGUGAUGUUAGGUUAUUCAUUUUAAGCUCGUCUGCUUUAAACGUUUUUCUACUAAAAUAGAGAAGAAAUAGCUGAGACAUCAAUUCUUAAUGAUUCUGAUGCAUUUAUAAACUAAAUAAGAUACAUGAAAAAAUUACUCAGUUCAGAUAGGUUAAGAUAAAUGUAGUUUUCAGGUAAAUCAAUGCAGAAGUAGGUUAAUUUAGUGCAAGGAAGUAACAAAGCAGACUGAACAAUUCCUUGAACUGCUGAGCCAGAAUUUGAACUUUUUUGCGCCUUAAAGAUGUGAAAAUAUUAUUGUAUAUUAAUGUUUUGAUCGAACGCGGUUGUUUUGACCGAACGCACAAUUUACUCGCAGAGUUUGAAUAGAUUAUUUUUGCACUUGCACGCCCUUUGCUUCUGCAUAAUUAUGAUAAGCUAUCUCGAAUUUUUCAUUUAUAUUUUUAAUACGUAAUCAUAUGAUUUUCUCGUGCAAUUUGGACUAAAUAAGCACUUGUAAAUUUUUUCAAAGACCACAAAUUGCACUCGCUCUACAAGCUCGUGAAAUUUUGUUGGUCUUUGAAAAAAUUUACCCGUGCUUAUUUAUUCCAAAUUGCACUUGAAAUCAUGUGAUUACCUUUACUUAAAGAGCGUAUUGUCCCUUGUGCGCUUUACGGACUGCAGAUUAGUUUUUUUGUGAGGAACUUUUGGAAUUAUCCCCAAUUUUUUAAAGUUUUUGAGACAAGCCUUCCCUACGAAAUCGGGAGCUACGUUCCCUACUCUUUGGGUUUUUAACGUCCCAGCUAACCUGUACAGUAAAAAUGCACGAGCUAGGACCUACGGUUUGUCAUCCUUAUCCGACAAGAUUAUAGAACGUCUAACCAGUUGCAGAAGACAAAGCUUUAUGAGAGCAUGUUUAUUUUUAGACUCUGAGUAUUGGUACGAUCUGGGGCUUGAACUUUCCGCACGCCAGUGUUGCGCUCUACAACCUGAGCUAACCAGGCGGCACAUAUAUAAAAAAGUCAAGUAAUUAUUAGAGUGUGUAACAGAAUAGAAUUUAUCUGUCCAAUUCCCAUAUUGAGAUCCUAAUUGGGGUUAUCGGGAUACGGGAUACAUGGUUAAUAAUUAUAGGGAUACGGGAUACUUCGGGAAAAAAAAAUUUCGAGUUACGGAUAUUGAAAGUAUGGAUUCAUGGAUAUCGUACCAAAAUUGUAGGGAUACAAGCUACAGGAAUUAAUGGAAUAUGGGAUCUUUAGGCCGUAAUAGGGUACGGGAUCUUCAGACCCCCCUCCCUCCUCCCUUCCCCCCCUAAAAUGGCCAGGGCCCCUAUGGAUACCAGCCUCCUUGCUAAAUGGGCUACCCUGGUUAAAUAAAGUCAUUUAUUUACUUGCUAUUUGUUGUCAAUAUACAAAUGGGAGCUUGAAUGAAAACGCGGCAUCCAGGUUGAGAAAGGCAAUAAAAAAGGCCUCCUGCUGCUUUGGUGGUCGAACGCGAGCUCAGGGGGUACUCAACGUAAUAGGCAAUUUGAUUUGACUCUCCAUUGUUGAGGUAGCAAUAAUAAAACAGACAAUUCAUAGGGGUAGAACCCGGGUUAGAUGUCAUUUUUUUGCUUAGCAUCGAGGGCUGCUUAGUUGAAUGUUAACACUAAGAGGCACUUAUUUAGCAGUUUUGCUUUGCCUUCUUACUUCGGUGUUUUGCUACACAAGUAUAUUCUGCACACUCCGUAAAGUGCUGUUCCAUUUUCAAAAUCACUCACAGGGUCCAACAAGUUCUCUGAAAAUAGCAAGAUUCAAAACGGCGGUGUAUGGUGUAGUGCAGUUUCAAGUGAUUUUAGUCGGUUGCUAUUUACUUUAUGGUGAAUUAGCGCUUUGUGGUUUAACAAGGGAAUGA